Molecule: messenger RNA, 3710 nt
Organism: Linum tenue
Lineage: Eukaryota; Viridiplantae; Streptophyta; Magnoliopsida; Malpighiales; Linaceae
Source: the annotation of a GenBank genome assembly
ACCAGGUAAGUUACAUACACCACUCUAUAGCCCUAAAAGGCUGCUGCCUGCUUCUAUUCUCAGUUGCUGUUUGCUCGCUCGCAGUCUUCCCGUCUCCUCUCUCCCUCCCGUUACUCACCGGUCACUGACCACGUCCAACUUCUGCCGCCCGUCAGUCAUGCUUUCAUACUCCAGAAGUUUCCAGCCAUUUCGCCCUCAACCGGAGAACUUCUCUGGUCUCGCUCUCUCUCUCUCUCUCUCUCUCUCUCCCUCUCCCACUCCGUUUCAUUUCCUUUGCCGACCGGAGCGAUCGAGUAACGGAAGAGUAAUGCGGAAGGAAAUUAAACGCAUCACCGAAACCUUCUUUUUGUUCUUUCUCUUGCUCGCUUCUUUCUCGGCGGACUUUGCUUCCGUUUUUCGGUUCUCCAGUUCCGUAUCCGAUUUCGUCGCCUUCCCCGGCGAAUCACAGCUCCACCAGGUUGAAUUAUCGUUUAGGUUUUUUCACUUGUUUUUGUUUUCUUGAGCAGAUGAUCCAGGGGCAGACGAGUUUCUUAACGCAGCUUUCUCAGGAGACCUUCCGCUUAUCAGGAGGCUGGCUCGUGCGCUUGAAAAGCCAGUAGAAUCCGUUCGGGACGAUAAUGGCCGGACCGCAUUCCAUUACGCUGCAGUUGGGGGUAAGACCCAUGUCUGCAGGUUUUUCCUUGACAAAUUGAAAGUCGCUGUUGACAUCAGGGAUGGAUCAGGCGAGACCCCCUUACACCAUGCAAUUUUAGGUGAUAACUACUCUACCGUAGUGUACCUUCUUGACAAUAAUGCUGAUCCAAAUGCCGCAGCUGCUGAUCACGGGGACUUUAGGCCGUUGCAUUAUGCUGCUUCAAGAGGAUUCAAGAAACUGGCGCUCCUUCUGUUGUCAAAAGGUGCUCAUGUUGAUGCAAAAUCUUUUAUGGGCGCCCCAUUGCAUUUUGCAGCUCAAGAUAAAGCAAUGGUUUCAACAUUAUUAAAUCACAAAGCCAAUCCUAAUAUGGUUGUCUUUGAUGCAUUUUCUCCACUGAUGAUGGCGAUUUCCCUGCAGUCUUUCGACUGUGUGAAGCUACUACUGAAGGGUGGAGCAGAUCCAAACUUAACUCCAAGCCUAACCAAGCUUGGAAUGACUCCUCUGGGUUCUGCUGUCAUGGAGGGUACCACAGAGAUCAUCAAGCUGUUGUUACAAGCAGGAGCAGAUCCUAACAAGACUGAUGUGUAUGGAUUGAUACCAAUUGAGAUAGCUGCUAUACUUAAAAAUUGCUCCGAGGCUGCUGAGGUACUGUUCCCACUCACCUCACCUAAUCCCAAGGUGCGCAAUUGGAGCUUUGAUGGGAUAAAAGAGUACGUGAAUUCUGUAGGUCAUAUCAUAGAGAGAGAUAUGAUAAAUCAGGAACGUUUUCUAAUGUUCAAAUCAAAGGGGAAAGACGCAGUCAACCGUAAGGAUUAUGCUGAAGCCAUGGUUUGGUACAGUAUGGCCAACGAUAUGGCACCUACUGAUGCAGCUGUGUUGUCGAAUCGUAGCCUAUGUUGGGCACGUUUGAAGGUAGGUGAGGAAGCUCUAAAUGAUGCACGGGAAUGCUUGAAACUGAGUCCCAACUGGUCUAAGGCAUACUACAGGGCUGGCAUAGCCUGGAACUUGCUCAAAGAUUUUCAGAAAGCAGCUGAUAUGUUUGCUGCUGGACUUCAGUUAGACCCUGAGAACAAAGAGCUUUGCGGCGCUUUCAGCUUUUGCGUUCAUGAUCCCGUUUCUCUAACUGCUAAACUGGUGCGAGUCAGCGCUCAGGUACCGUUUUACCUGUAUUUUGGUGUGCCUGCGUCCCAGACUAAUGGCAGUGCCUCUCUCUCCCUCCACUUCCCGCACCUUCACAACCCUUCAACUGAUCGAAAUCGGGCGAUGGCCUUCCGCUCCUCUCCCAUCUCCCCUGACGGCGAUAUUUUCCCUUCCAGAGGCUUCAAACUUCUUCGCCCUCUCAUCUCCAACUUCUCAGGCGAUCCAGGAGCUGCACACUUCCUUUCCGCGGCUUACUCCGGAGACCUUCAACUCGUCAGGGGGUUGGCGAGUGCUCUGGGGGAGCCCGUAGAGAGCGUUAAAGACGACCAAGGUCGAACUGCUUUCCAUUAUGCCGCUGUUGGAGGGAAGACUCUUCUCUGCAAAUAUUUCCUCGACGAACUCAGACUCCCUGUUGAUAUCCGAGAUGCCUUUGGGGAGACUCCUUUGCAUCAAGCAAUUUUAGGCCAUCACAACUGCACCGCCGAGUACCUCUUGGACAACAACGCUGAUCCUAAUGCGGCUACUGAUGAUCAAGGGUUCACACCAUUGCAUUACGCUGCGGGAAUAGGAUCCAAAAGAUCGGUGCUACUUCUGAUGUCGAAAGGUGCUGAAGUGAAUGCAAAAUCCAGUUUUGGCACCCCGUUGCAUUUUGGAGCCGGAAAUGAAGGCAUCGUUAAAACUUUGUUGCAUUACAAUGCUGAUCCGAAUAUUGCUGUUUUUCAAGCAUAUUCUCCAUUAGUAUCAUCAAUUAUAGGGCGGUGUAGCGAGUGUGUGAAGCUACUGUUGAAGGCUGGAGCUGACCCAAACUUAAUUCCGAGCUUAAGCUUGCUCCGAAUGUCUCCAUUGGAUGCGGCUGUCAUGCAGGGGAACACCGAGAUCAUCAAACAGUUGUUAAGAGCAGGAGCGGAUCCAAAUGCGACUAAUGCAUUUGGUAUGAAACCAAUUGAAAUAGCUGCAUUCAAAAAUCGCCCCAAAGCUGCUGAGGUUCUGUUCCCUGUAAGCUCACCUAAUCCGGAUGUGCUGAAUUGGACAUAUGAUGGGAUAAAGCAGUAUGUAGAUUCUGACGAGCAAGCAAGCAAGAGAGACAUCAUAUGUUUGGAAAGGUAUUUGCUGUUUAAAUCAAGAGGGAAAGAGGCAGUCACCCGGAAUGAUUAUUCUGAUGCCGUCUUUUGGUACACUCAGGCCAGUGAAGCAUUUCCUCCUGAUGCCGCUGCAAUGUUAUCGAAUCGAAGCCUAUGCUGGGCGCGGUUAAAGGAGGGCGAGGAAGCUUUAAGUGAUGCGCAUGCCUGUAUGAUGCUGAGGCCUGACUGGCCCAAGGCAUACUACAGGGAAGGCAUUGCCUGGAACUUGCUCAAAGAGUUUCGGAAAGCUGCCAAGUCAUUUGCUUUUGGGCUGCGGUUGGACUCGAGCAAUAGGGACCUUCAAGAUGCCCUAAGGGAAGCUUUGGCAUCAGCAGCAGCAGCAGCAGCUGCUGCUGCAGGGAAUGGAUACAGAGUGUUUUGAUCAGACAUGAUUAGCCAGUUGUCAGUUGUGCGAUUGGUUUCACGUUUUGUGCUCGUAUUCCUUCUGCGGGCCGCGGCUGAAAUUGUGUUGUUCUGUAACGCUGUGUUUGCUUCUAGGCUUUUUGUGUACCAUCCUAAUCUCAGCGGUCGUAUUCAGGGCGAUUGUAAAUUAGGUGAAAAGUUCCAGCACUCUCAGGCUCUCAGCUACCUGUUACGUCUUCAGAACGUAGUUUUCUCAAGGGUGGAAUUUUGUAAGUAGUAGUUUUAAGAUGUCGAUAUGGGGCAAUGAAUGGGAAGGUGGUAUGAGUUGUGUAACACUCUGGGUGGUCUAUCCCUUCUAAGUUCUAACAUAUGAUUAGCCGUUGGAUUUGAAUUUCAAAGUAUGUAACACAUUCUUUCGAAAAUACCUUAAUAUGAUCGUAACUUUACGAUCA